AUGGACUAUGAAACUCUGCUCUUGCCUCCACCCGCACUCCUUCCCUCAGCCAUCCUCGAUCAUCCUGAUCACCCAGACCACCCUCCGAGUCAGGCGUACUCUUGCCAGACUGAAGACCGCGGCUCGUCAUUCAUACUUUCAGGUCCCACACUCGCUGUGGUCGUCCUUUCUUUCGUGACUGGGUUAAGUCAGCUCCACGAGGCGAGAUUGGGAACGAUGGGUGGGGAUAGCGAGGGCUGUCUGUUGGCCGACAGCCUUCGAUUUAGUGCAAUCCGCGGUGAGCGAGUUACUGCUCGCUCAACUCAAUUCGGACUACUCUUGGUCUGGCAAAGCCUCCUCGGAGAGUGGUCUGGGUGA
Molecule: messenger RNA, 357 nt
Organism: Puccinia triticina
Lineage: Eukaryota; Fungi; Basidiomycota; Pucciniomycetes; Pucciniales; Pucciniaceae
Exons: 2
Coding region: 1-357 (118 amino acids)
Source: RefSeq, a predicted model, not a curated record